Hemibagrus wyckioides is the source of this 2666-nucleotide messenger RNA. It is a transcript of the gene nt5dc2, whose product is annotated as 5'-nucleotidase domain containing 2. Bases 88 to 1857 code for a protein of 589 amino acids. The record is from RefSeq and is a predicted model, not a curated record. The transcript is spliced from 14 exons. NCBI's taxonomy places the organism in Eukaryota, Metazoa, Chordata, Actinopteri, Siluriformes, Bagridae. Gene Ontology annotation, molecular function: 5'-nucleotidase activity.
UGUACACUGUGUACAAAACAGAGCAGAGUGGCGUGGUAAACAAGCUCCGCACAGCACGAACCAAGCCGCACAGUUGCUAACGGAAAAAUGUCGCGAAGGAGACUGUUAAACUUAGGCUGCGCUGUGUGGCAGAAAAGCAGCAGUGGCGGAUUUAAAAAACCUUUAACUUUGACCUUUAACUGUGCAAGCUUUGCAACGAGUCCGACACAAAACGAGCAGAAAUGCUGCAAAGAAGGACAAAAGUGUGGAGCAGCCCCAGUGGCAGCCCCGCUCAGGCACCACCAUGUCAGUGGAAAGGCAAAGGGCGAGGAAUCUUUCACUAAAUCCGGGAGAUGUUUUUCUUCUACCGCUCCACAGAUCGAUCACAAAACUUACUUAUGGGCAAGAUACAACGAAAUGAAACGCCUGGUGCACGAUUUGAUUCCUCCCGGAGUGUGCAACCUCCUCAAUCCCUCCACCAUCUAUGCCAACAAUGAGGUGAACUUGGAUGAGGUGGACAUCUACGGUUUUGAUUAUGAUUACACACUGGCCCUCUACUCAAAUGCUCUUGAUGAGAUGAUCUACAACAAAGCCAGAGAGUUCCUGAUAGAGCACUACAAGUAUCCUCAGGAUAUCAGCAAGUACAGAUACAUCCCCAACUUUGCAACGCGAGGCCUUCAUUACGAUAUCCAGAAGGGACUGCUGAUGAAAAUAGACGCUUUCCAUUAUAUUCAGCUAGGCACUGUGUAUAGGGGUCUGAAACCUGUUCCAGAUGAUGAGGUCAUGCAGUUGUAUGGAGGCUCUAAUCACAUCCCUCUCCACCAAGUCAGCGGCUUCUAUGGAAAGGGACCCAAAAUGAAGCAGUUCAUGGACGUGUUUUCAAUCCCAGAGAUGACACUUUUGGCUGCAGUUAAUGACUAUUUUAUCUCCAAUGACAUAGAAUACGACCCUGAGCACCUCUAUAAAGAUGUGUCUGACGCGGUUGGUAUGGUGCAUAUUAAGGGGUACAUGUACAAGUGGAUAAUGCAAGACCUGGAGAAAUAUAUCCUCAGAGGAGAUGAGACUUACGCAGUGCUUCAUCGACUAGCCAGCCAUGGGAAGAAGCUUUUCCUUAUUACCAACAGCCCCUUCAGCUUUGUAGACAAAGGCAUGAAGUACAUGGUGGGAAAAGACUGGAGGGACUUCUUCGAUGUUGUGAUUGUUCAAGCUGACAAGCCACACUUUUUUAAUGACUGUGUGAAACCUUUCAGACGACUGGACAGUAACGGAGUCCUCCAGUGGGACAAGAUCAAGAGUUUGGAUAAAGGGAGGAUUUACAAACAGGGAAACCUUGUUGACUUUCUGAGGCUGACAGGAUGGCGUGGCUCCAGAGUGCUCUAUUUUGGGGACCAUCUGUACAGCGACUUGGCAGACCUGAUGCUGCGUCAUGGGUGGCGGACCGGUGCAAUUGUUCCUGAGCUGGAGGUAGAGACAAAGGUGGUGAACACUGAGCAGUAUGCACAGAGUCUUACCUGGCUCCAGGCUCUCACUGGCCUUCUGGAGCGCAUGCAGAUGUACCGGGAUCCAGAGUCUAAAAAAGUGAUUCAGGAAUGGCAGAGAGAGAGAGAAGAAUUCCGAGCUGUCACCAAAAACUUGUUCAACCCCCAGUUUGGCAGCAUCUUCCGUACAUGCCACAAUCCUACUUACUUUUCUCGCCGACUUUGCCGUUUUUCUGACCUGUACAUGGCCUCCAUCAGCUGCCUUCUGAACUACGAUCUCUCGUACACCUUUUACCCGCGGCGUACUCCUCUGCAGCACGAGGCACCCCUCUGGAUGGACCAGCUCUGCACUGGGUGCAUGAAGACCCCGUUCCUGGAGGAGAUGGCCCACAUACGCUAAACUGUUUGCUGCACACGCUGUCCAGUUACGCACAAAUUUCAAUCAACUUACAAACAUGCCACAUGUUACAAACUGUCAUGUUAAUCAGGGUCAAGUUAUAGAUGUGUGUAUAGCAAAAACGUCUUAUUAAAAUGAUCACUUUCCCUGAAUUCAGGACUCCUACCCCAGCUCUAAGGCAACCAAGCAAUCUGAACUGACGUCUGCUGGGCUUUGCCUUGCUGUGCUGUUCUUUAGGGACUUUUUCUAUUUAAAGACUUUUGCUCAUCAUAACUGCGCCAUCUGGUGGAGCAUCUGUUACACUGCAUUUUCAGCGUUUACAGGGAGGGUCAAUAGAAACCUCUUGUUUGGCUUGUGACGCACAAUUAUUUCAUUUUUUAUGAAGCUAUUUACAAUGGCAUUGACUGCCUGUUUUAUUUUUAUCUGUUCUGCAAGGUACAAUGUUACAAUAUUGCAUGCUUUUGGCUUGCUUUUUUUUUUGUCAGGUGAAAGUAAGAGAAGCGCACAGAGGUGGUGUGUAAAAAGUGUAAAUCCAUACACUUGAGUGUUUUGUCUUUUUUACCCUCAAACCAUGAUGUACUUAUUUUCAGGGGUGCUGUGGUUCUUAUUCUGGACAAGUUAUGUUUCCUUGGGCCCCAUGUCCACUAAAGGCUCUUGGCUCCUUCCCCACUUUACCCUCCUUUGUGAUUCCUUGUUUGUUGAUGUUUUGAUAACCAGUGUUCUCAUUCUUUUGUCAGACUAACACAUCCUGUAUAGCACACCCUGUAUAUUAGCUUUUCUCUACUACUCCCAAUAAAAAAGAGAAUUUGCUA